UUCAGUUUCACAUAAGUGGGAUUUAAUUAAGUCCUUUAGAGAAGUGUUGCUUUCCGCUUCACACUCAGUUUUCCUGGUGAUUGUUGUUCCUGCACACUGAGGAUGAGCUGCUAUGAAAACUUUACGAAAAAGCUCGAGGCGUUAAGAAAUGUCUUGUCGAAGCGCGGAGGAGAGCAGAGGGGAUCGGGGCGGAUCCCUCUGAUGAGGAAGAUGUGCUACGCCGUAGGAGGCGUCCCAUAUCAGGUCACAUCUGCUGCCAUUGGGAUUUCACUGCAGAUUUUCCUGCUGGAUGUCGUACAGAUGAAGGCCUCCUCUGUGUCUUUGAUCCUGUUUCUGAGUCGGGCCUGGGACGCCGUCACUGACCCUCUGGUUGGAUACCUGGUGACCCGCAGUACCUGGACACCCAUCGGCAAACUCACCCCAUGGCUGGUCGUGUCCACUCCAUUUGGCAUCCUGUCCUACGUGCUGCUGUGGUUUGUGCCUGCAGACUCCAUGUCGGAGGCCGCCUGCAUGUUGUGGUUCCUCACAGCGGCCUGUCUGUUCGAGACGCUCAUGAGCUGCUACAACGUCCCCUACGUCUCGCUGAGCAUGUCCCUGGGAGGACAUCAGAGGGACAGAGACUCUGCCACUGCCUACCGAAUGAGCGUGGAGAUGGCGGCGUUGCUGCUGGUGUCAGUGAUUCAGGGAAAAGUCGUGUCCGUGUUCAACGCUGAGAAGCAGGAGGCCUGUGAGCAUCUGGACCAGGUCCACCWGACGCCUCACAGCUCACCCGMGCCGCAGACUGCCUCUCUGCAUGAAACGCAAAAGGCUUUCCUGACCUCAGCCGGGRUCACKGGUGGCUUGUUCCUCCUCAGCAGCCUGGUUCUGUUCUUCGGUGUGAGGGAGCAGUCAGUCCGACACGACGCCGAUGAACGUCCGUCUUACCUGAGCUCCCUGAAGAUGCUCAUGUGCCACGUUCCUUACCAGCGACUCGUGCUCGGCUUUGUUUUCUGUGCUCUUGCUUUUCAGAUGUCUUUGGGAAACUUUGCCUUGUUUUGCAGUCAUGUUGCCGGACUGGGAGCUCAUUUUCAGCUCCUCUUGCUGGUUCUGUUGGUUUCUGCUUCAGUAGCAGUUCCGCUCUGGCAGUUUGUCCUUCUGAAAAUUGGAAAAAAGUCCACAGUUUUCAUUGGCCUUUCACUCUUCAUCCCAGCCGUGAUCACAGUUGCCUGCGUUCCCAGCAGCCUCCCGGUUUUCCUGACCAUGUGCAUCCUGAUGGGAUUCAGCGUGGCGACCGUGUUCCUGCUGCCGUGGUCAAUGCUUCCUGAUGUGAUAGAUGACUUUGCUUUGAGACAUCCCUCAUUUAAAGAGCUGGAGCCUCUGUUUUUCUCCGGUUAUGCUUUCUGCAGUAAGCUAGCAGGAGGCCUAUCUGUGGGACUGUCAACCAUGAUAUUACAGGUUGUAGGUUACAAAGCAGGUGCGUGUAACCAUGGUGAUGAAGUGGUGACAGCUCUGGUUGUGCUGUUUUCUCCAGUUCCCGUCACACUUCUGCUGAUUGGGAUGGGAAUCUUUCACACCUACCCAGUCAAUGAGAGGAAAGGCUUAGAGCUGGAGCAGCAGAACAAUAAAGCCUCUUCAUCACCAGCAGACCAAAGAGAGCUGUCAGAACCAGAACUGCCAACAAACUCUCAGCAGUCGCAUCCUGAUGACCCAAAAUCGGACAGAUUUUACAACCGUGAUCCAUCACCAAGCUGGUUAUCCACCUCCUCAACUGUAGCGGGCAGCCUCCAUGGAAAGAACAGCAGGAAGAUGUCACAAGUAAAUCCUCAGUGGCGAAAACCGAUGAUCCUUCCUGGUCGAUGCUCAGAAGGAAGUGAAAGUUUCCCUGGAAAUGAUGGUGGACGAUCACAUGUCCGAUCCAAGGUGUCCUGGGUGUAAAUGUGGUUCUGAGUAACCAGAUUUGCCUCUUUUUCCUGUAAAAAUCUGUAUGAGCAGCUGAUUAUGUAAGCUUUGUUUAAACUCCAUGUUAUUUCAUUUAAAGGUGGAAUCUGAAGAAGUUAAAACAAUUUCAGAUUCAAUCUUUUCAGAUACAUUUUUGCUCUAUCUGGAAUCUCUCUUUCACAAAAACAAACAAAAUCUUACCAAGUUUUUUUUAUCUAGUUUAGUUCAAAUAUCUUGGCACACUCAAA
Molecule: messenger RNA, 2165 nt
Organism: Poecilia reticulata (guppy)
Lineage: Eukaryota; Metazoa; Chordata; Actinopteri; Cyprinodontiformes; Poeciliidae
Gene: mfsd2al2
Product: major facilitator superfamily domain containing 2a-like 2
Biological process (GO): carbohydrate transport
Cellular component (GO): plasma membrane
Molecular function (GO): symporter activity
Source: RefSeq, a predicted model, not a curated record